Molecule: messenger RNA, 2293 nt
Organism: Momordica charantia (bitter melon)
Lineage: Eukaryota; Viridiplantae; Streptophyta; Magnoliopsida; Cucurbitales; Cucurbitaceae
Product: Protein kinase family protein
Biological process (GO): protein phosphorylation
Molecular function (GO): protein serine/threonine kinase activity; ATP binding
Source: RefSeq, a predicted model, not a curated record
UCUUUUUUCUCUCUCUAAAAGUAAGAAAUGAUUAAAAUGCUGGAGAGAUUCCAGUUAUUUGUGAGGAAAACGAUGGAGUAGAUCCCACUCCAUUCCCCAGAAAGCAAAAUCCCACGAACCCUAAAAAAUUCUUAAUGUCAUUGUGAAACCCCACACCCAAAUCGUAUAUAUGUAUAUAAGACAGCCUUGCAAACUAUAUAUAUAUUGUGUGUGCCAGUUCAUAGCUCAUUUUUUACUCUCUCUGUCUACGCUCUGUCUUGCUUCCCCCCAGAUCUUACGGUCUUGAAGUUCCCAAUAAAGAAGGUUCUGCUUCUACAGAUUCGUGGAAUUUGGGCGCUCUGCGGAUGGAAGUUUGAGGUUGAUUUGGUUGAGAGCGGAGCGAAAUGGACGGUGGUGAUGGGACAGUCAGGCUCGGAGCUCUGAACUUGAAGCCGGAUCGGAGCGGCCUUGAUUCGGGUCCCGAUGUGUCUGUUUCUUCUCCCGUAACUCGGCAGAAAGCCGCCGCUGCCAAGCAGUUCAUAGAGAAUCAUUACAAGAACUAUCUCCAAGGUCUUCAGGAUCGUAAAGAGAGACGGAGAACACUUCAACGAAGAGUGCAAGAAGCUCAGAUGUCAACUGAGGAACAAGAGGAGAUGCUUAGGAGCUUGGAACGCAGAGAAACAGAAUUUAUGAGACUGCAAAGACGUAAAGUUGGGAUCGAUGACUUUGAACAAUUAACAGUUAUCGGUAAAGGUGCAUUUGGUGAGGUCAGAUUAUGUCGUGCAAAAGGAACAGGAGAAAUUUUUGCCAUGAAGAAGCUGAAGAAAUCAGAGAUGCUCAGCCGUGGGCAGGUUGAGCAUGUUCGUUCUGAGAGGAAUUUACUUGCAGAGGUUGAUAGUCGGUGCAUUGUAAAGCUCUUCUAUUCUUUUCAAGAUUCCGAAUUCUUAUACCUUAUUAUGGAGUAUUUACCUGGUGGUGACAUUAUGACAUUACUGAUGAGAGAAGACAUUCUGUCAGAGGAUGUUGCUCGUUUUUACAUAGCGGAGAGCAUUUUAGCUAUUCAUUCAAUCCAUCAGCACAAUUAUAUACAUAGGGAUAUAAAACCAGAUAACCUGAUACUGGAUAAAAAUGGCCAUCUGAAGCUUUCAGAUUUUGGCUUGUGCAAGCCUCUGGAUGAUAAGUAUUCAAGUAUACUUUUGAAUGACGAAGAUUUUACAGCCCAGCAGGCCAAAGGUGAAGUUCAAGGUCAUACUGACUCUAAUGGAUCCCAGUGGAUGAUGCCAAAAGAACAGAUUCAACAGUGGAAGCGUAAUCGUCGUGCACUGGCUUUUUCUACUGUUGGGACCCUGGAUUAUAUGGCACCUGAAGUAUUGCUUAAGAAAGGAUAUGGAAUGGAGUGUGAUUGGUGGUCGUUAGGGGCCAUUAUGUAUGAGAUGCUGGCUGGCUAUCCUCCUUUUUGUUCUGACGAUCCAAGGAUGACUUUUCGCAAGAUAAUAAAUUGGAGAACUUGCCUGAAAUUUCCCGAGGAACCAAAAAUCUCAGAAGAAGCUAAGGACCUGAUCAGCCACUUGCUAUGUGAUGUCGAAAUGAGGUUGGGAACACGAGGAGUAGAAGAAUUAAAGGCACAUCCAUGGUUCAAAGGCAUCCAGUGGGAUAAGCUGUAUGAAAUGGAAGCUGUGUAUAAACCAACCGUCACUGGAGAACUAGACACUCAGAACUUUGAAAAGUUUCCUGAAGUUCAAGACCCUCCAUCAGAAAUGCCAACUGUUGGACCUUGGAGGAAGAUGCUGACUUCAAAAGAUACCAAUUUCAUUGGGUUUACUUUUAAGAAGUCAAACGUCAAAUCACUUGAGAGUACAGGUACGGAUGUGCAUUCGAAUGCGUCAUCGAAGACACCAUCUUUGGUUUCCUUGUUGGGUCGAAUAGACUUGCAAGAAACUGCGAUACCUGAAAUUGAGCAAAAGCAGGAAUCAUAAGCCUUUCUUCUUCUGAUCACAUCCCAUUUCCUGUGAGUAAAAUGUGCUGAAUAGAAAUUACACAAGAUGAUGUUUGCCCACAGUCUGGUAUGAAAGGUGAUAUGGAUAUAAAGAUUAUCACUUUUAAAAGCUCGCAAAGAUACUGCUUACCUUUUGAAUAUUACGAUAUCUCAUUACAACUGUAAAGCAUAAUAAGCAUUGAAUUGAAUAUGAUUAAUUUUUCUUCUUGACCUCUUCAUUCCCAUUUUGUUUAUUGAACCUUGUAAUCAUUCUGCCGAAUUGAUGCAAUUUUGUCGGUUAAAGUGGAUCCAAUGCUUGUUCAAGUUAUCAUUCGAAUC